AUGGUUAUGUAUUCAACCAUUGUCAAUGGGCUCUACAGAACGGGGAACACCUGCAGGGCUGUUAGUUUGCUUAGGAUAAUGGAAGAGGCAAGUUGUAAACCUAACACCCUAGUGUAUACCACAAUCAUUCACAGUCUUUGCAAGGAUAGAAUGGUGGAUGAUGUUAUAAAACUCUUCAUAGAAAUGAAUGAAAAGGGUAUUUUCCCAGAUGUUGUCACUUAUAAUUCUUUGAUUCAUGGCCUAUGUAAUUUUGGUCAGUGGAAGGAGGCUAUCAAAAUCUUAAGAGAAAUGUUGGAUAGUGGUAUUGCUCCGAAUGUUCGUACAUUUAAUGUGUUGGUGGAUGCAUAUUACCAAGGAAGGGAUGAUGAACGAGGCAGAGGGGGCCACAUGGAUGAAGCAAUUAGAGUGUUCAAUAACAUGGUGGACAAGGGCCUUUACCCUAACAUUGGUUUGUUUCGAUCAAGUAGAUGUUCGGCUGCUCUAGAACUUUUUAAUGAGAUGCAAGUUGUAGGCAUAAUUCUGCAUUCUCAAACUUAUGGUGUCAUAUUGGAUGGGCUGUGCAAAAACAGGAAUAUUGCUAAAGCAUUGUCCUUAUUCCACAUGAUGGAAAGCAACGGUUUAUAUCUUGAUGUUGUUGUUAGUAUAUUAUUAUAUGUUAGUGUUUAG
This is a messenger RNA of Camellia sinensis, 666 nucleotides long. The record is from RefSeq and is a predicted model, not a curated record. Lineage: Eukaryota; Viridiplantae; Streptophyta; Magnoliopsida; Ericales; Theaceae.